This is a messenger RNA of Gossypium raimondii (Peruvian cotton), 2732 nucleotides long. RefSeq names its product protein TOC75-3, chloroplastic. Lineage: Eukaryota; Viridiplantae; Streptophyta; Magnoliopsida; Malvales; Malvaceae. Gene Ontology annotation, cellular component: chloroplast outer membrane. The coding region runs from base 112 to 2523 and encodes 803 amino acids. The transcript has 7 exons. Gene Ontology annotation, molecular function: protein-transporting ATPase activity. Gene Ontology annotation, biological process: chloroplast organization; protein import into chloroplast stroma. The record is from RefSeq and is a predicted model, not a curated record.
GCUGACAAAACCCUCUUCACUUCGGCCAUUCUCGUAAAACCCAAUUUCUCAGUAACAGAUUUUAGUGUCGCUUGUCCCCUUAUCCCCUCCCCCAAAACCCACCGGAAAAAGAUGCAUUCUUUGGUCGCUGCAUCCCACCUUCUCCCAUCAUCCACCCGCCGGCAAUUGCCGCCGUCUCCUCCUUCUUCCUCGCGCGCUUCUUCACGCGCCACCACCAUUAAAUGCCGGUUCGCUUCUCGUAACGAUGAACCCCGGAAUCCCACUCCCUUCCUCCGCUCCCUCUCCAAACCCGUCGCGCUUGCCUCCGCUUCUGCAGCCACUCUUCUCAUCCGCAUCACCCCCAUUUUCACCCUUCUAUCAGGAGGCGGCGGAAACAACUGUGGCGGUAGCGGAGGUGGUGGUUUCUCCGGUGGUGGAGGUGGAAACAACGGUGGCGAUGGAAACUUCUGGGAAAAGCUCUUUUCUCCAUCGCCGGCUAUUGCAGACGAUAACAACCAAAACCAAGAAUGGGAUUCUCAUGGAUUACCAGCCAACAUCGUUGUUCAACUCAACAAGCUAAGUGGGUUCAAAAAAUACAAGCUUUCAGAGAUUUUAUUCUUCGAUCGACGGCGAUGGACCACCGUAGGAACCGAAGAUUCGUUCUUCGAAAUGGUUUCAUUAAGGCCAGGAGGGAUCUACACAAAAACCCAAUUACAAAAAGAGCUUGAAACUUUAGCCACUUGUGGUAUGUUCGAGAAAGUUGAUAUGGAAGGCAAAACAAACCCAGAUGGAACUUUGGGGUUAACCAUUUCUUUCGCUGAAAGCACUUGGCAAUCAGCUGAUAGGUUUAGGUGUAUAAACGUGGGGUUAAUGGCUCAAUCCAAGCCUAUUGAAAUGGACCCUGAUAUGACAGAUAAGGAGAAACUGGAGUAUUACAAAAGCCAAGAGAAGGAUUAUAAAAGGAGGAUUGAAAGAGCUAGGCCUUGUUUGUUGCCAAUGCAAGUGCAUAGAGAAGUGUUACAAAUGUUGAGGGACCAAGGGAAAGUGAGUGCUAGGUUGUUGCAGAAGAUAAGAGAUAGGGUUCAAAAAUGGUACCAUGAUGAAGGGUAUGCUUGUGCUCAAGUUGUUAACUUUGGGAACUUGAAUACUAAGGAAGUGGUGUGUGAAGUUGUGGAAGGGGAUAUUACACAGCUUGUGAUUCAGUUCCAAGAUAAGCUUGGGAAUGUUAUUGAAGGGAAUACCCAGCUCCCUGUUGUGAGGAGAGAAUUGCCUAGACAGCUUCGACAAGGCAAUGUUUUUAAUAUUGAAGCUGGGAAACAAGCCCUGAGGAACAUAAACUCACUGGCUUUAUUUUCAAAUAUUGAAGUGAACCCACAACCUGAUGAGAAGAACGAAGGGGGCAUCAUUGUUGAAAUAAAGCUCAAAGAGCUGGAUCAAAAAUCAGCCGAAGUCAGUACGGAGUGGAGUAUUGUACCCGGACGUGGGGGCCAUCCCACGUUGGCUUCACUUCAACCUGGUGGAACUGUAUCUUUUGAGCACCGAAAUCUCAAAGGGCUUAACAGGUCCAUUCUCGGUUCAUUGACCACCAGUAACUUUUUUAAUCCUCAGGAUGAUCUUGCUUUCAAGCUAGAAUAUGUGCAUCCAUAUUUGGAUGGUGUUUAUAAUCCACGCAACCGAACUCUUCGUGCAAACUGCUUCAACAGCCGGAAACUGAGCCCAGUUUUCACUGGUGGGCCAGGAGUUGAUGAAGUCCCACCAAUAUGGGUUGAUCGAGCUGGUGUUAAAUUUAACAUUACAGAGAAUUUCACUCGUCAAAGCAAAUUCACUUACGGACUUGUGAUGGAAGAGAUAACAACUCGUGAUGAAAGCAGUCAUAUAUCUCCAAACGGUCAAAGAGUGCUUCCAAGUGGAGGCAUCAGCGCUGAUGGACCCCCGACCACACUCAGUGGUACCGGUGUUGAUCGAAUGGCAUUUCUACAAGCGAAUAUCACACGCGAUAAUACCAAGUUUGUAAAUGGAGCCAUUGUUGGCGAGAGAAAUGUGUUCCAGGUGGACCAAGGACUUGGCAUAGGCACCAAGUUCCCGUUCUUUAACCGCCACCAACUAACAAUUACACGAUUCCUCCAACUAAAGCAAGUGGAAGAAGGUGCCGGUAAAUCCCCACCACCAAUUCUAGUCCUUCAUGGACAUUAUGGAGGUUGCGUGGGCGACCUUCCAAGUUACGAUGCUUUUACACUUGGGGGCCCCUAUUCGGUGAGAGGUUAUAACAUGGGUGAGUUAGGUGCUGCUCGAAACAUUCUUGAGCUCGGAGCUGAGAUCCGGAUACCCUUGAGGAAUACACACGUGUAUGCAUUUGCAGAGCAUGGUAACGAUCUUGGAAGUUCAAAGGAUGUAAAGGGGAAUCCAACAGAAGUCUACAGGCGAAUGGGACAUGGUUCGUCAUACGGUGUUGGCGUCAAACUAGGACUAGUAAGAGCUGAGUAUGCUGUUGACCAUAACAACGGAACUGGUGCAGUCUUCUUCCGAUUUGGAGAAAGAUAUUAAAAUGUGAUUUCGGGUCUAAUUCUGCUAAGGUGGGCCGUUACAGGUUCCGGUUAUGGUUGAACUGUUAUUUAUCUUAGAAAAUCUUGUUGAGAAGUAUGGAACUAGGCAUAUUCUUGUGUCAAAUAAAUUUUGUUUCGAUUUUGUGCUAUAUAAUUUUAUCUUGUUCUGUAAAACCAAGGAUUUAUAAGGAAAUUGUUGGUGCUUGAUUA